Neomonachus schauinslandi (Hawaiian monk seal) is the source of this 1296-nucleotide messenger RNA. It is a transcript of the gene GAL3ST3, whose product is annotated as galactose-3-O-sulfotransferase 3. Bases 1 to 1296 code for a protein of 431 amino acids. Gene Ontology annotation, cellular component: membrane. The record is from RefSeq and is a predicted model, not a curated record. Lineage: Eukaryota; Metazoa; Chordata; Mammalia; Carnivora; Phocidae. Gene Ontology annotation, molecular function: galactosylceramide sulfotransferase activity. Gene Ontology annotation, biological process: glycolipid biosynthetic process. The transcript is spliced from 2 exons.
AUGCCACCCAUCCUCCAGCACGUGCAGCAGGCCACCAAGAUGAUGAGCCGAAGGAAAAUCCUGCUGCUGGUGCUAGGGUGCAGCACCUUAAGCCUCCUCAUCCACCAGGGGGCACAGCUCAGCUGGUACCCCAAGCUGUUUCCUCUGAGCUGCCCGCCUCUGCGGGACUCACCGCCCCGCCCCAAGCACAUGACUGUGGCCUUCCUGAAGACGCACAAGACUGCAGGCACCACCGUCCAGAACAUCCUGUUCCGCUUCGCCGAGCGCCACAACCUGACGGUGGCCCUGCCGCACCCGAGCUGCGAGCACCAGUUCUGCUACCCACGCAACUUCUCGGCACACUUCGUGCACCCAGCCACGCGGCCACCACACAUGCUAGCCAGCCACCUGCGCUUCGACCGCGCGGAACUCGAGCGCCUCAUGCCACCCGGCACCGUCUAUGUCACCAUCCUGCGCGAGCCGGCCGCCAUGUUCGAGUCGCUCUUCAGCUACUACAACCAGUACUGCCCGGCCUUUCGGCGCGUGCCCAACGCGUCGCUCGAGGCCUUCCUGCGCGCGCCCGAGGCCUACUACCGCGCCGGGGAGCACUUCGCCAUGUUCGCGCACAACACGCUGGCCUACGACCUGGGCGGCGACAACGAGCGCAGCCCGCGUGACGACGCCGCCUACCUGGCGGGCCUCAUCCGCCAGGUGGAGGAGGUCUUCUCGCUCGUCAUGAUCGCCGAAUACUUCGACGAGUCGCUGGUGCUGCUGCGGCGCCUGCUGGCCUGGGACCUGGACGACGUGCUCUACGCCAAGCUCAACGCGCGCGCCGCCAGCUCGCGCCUCGCCGCCAUCCCCGCGGCGCUGGCGCGGGCCGCGCGCGCCUGGAACGCGCUCGACGCGGGCCUCUACGACCACUUCAACGCCACGUUCUGGCGCCGCGUGGCGAGCGCCGGCCGUGCCUGCGUGGAGCGCGAGGCGCGUGAGCUGCGCGAGGCCCGGGAGCGCCUGCUGCGGCGUUGCUUCGGCGAGGAGCCGGUGCUGCGGCCCGCCGCGCAGAUCCGCACCAAGCAGCUGCAGCCAUGGCAGCCCAGCCGCAAGGUGGACAUCAUGGGCUACGACCUGCCCAGCGGCGGCGCCGGGCCAGCCACCGAGGCCUGCCUCAAGCUGGCCAUGCCCGAGGUGCAGUACUCGAGCUACCUGCUGCGCAAGCAAAAGCGCCGGGGCGGCGUGCGGGCUCGGCCUGAACCGGUCCUGGACAAUCCUCCGCCCCGGCCCAUCCGGGCGCUGCCCCGCGGCCCCCAGGGCCACUGA